Molecule: messenger RNA, 1050 nt
Organism: Pyricularia pennisetigena
Lineage: Eukaryota; Fungi; Ascomycota; Sordariomycetes; Magnaporthales; Pyriculariaceae
Exons: 3
Coding region: 1-1050 (349 amino acids)
Molecular function (GO): zinc ion binding; hydrolase activity
Source: RefSeq, a predicted model, not a curated record
AUGCUUAUUGGCAUUUGCGGCAGUCUCUGUGCCGGGAAGAGCACUGUUGCUCAAUAUCUCGUUGAGCAUCAUGGCUUCAAACGGCUUCGCAUCAGCAAGUCUCCGAAGGAGCCAGUGAAGGUAGAGGGCCAAGAUGGCGUCAAUGGUACCUCCACUUCAGGUCAGACGCAGACAGCUGUCACUUCGAAUGGCAAAUUACUAGAGUUUCCCACCGAGACCGACCUUUUGGAUUUUGUCACAAAACGAUGGCGGGACCGCUUCGUGACCCUGGUCGAGGAUGCCAACCUCCUCGACCUCCUCGCCAAACGCCCUUUCUUCCUGCUCAUCAGCGUCGACGCCCCGCUCACCAUUCGCUGGGAGAGAUAUCAAAAACUGCAAAAGGAAGGUCCCGUACAGGAGGACCUCGCAGCCUUUGUCCAGCGCUCAGACGAGCACCUCUACGAUGCCGCCUCGGGCCACAUGGCGCUCAUGUCUCGCGCCACAGUCCGGCUGCUCAACACGUCCUCGUCGGUCGCGCACCUCUUCGCGACGCUCGGCAAGGUCGACCUGCCCAACGAGGACCGUCUCCGCCCGACCUGGGACGCGUACUUCAUGUCGCUGGCCAGCCUGGCGGCGCAGCGCUCCAACUGCAUGAAGCGGCGCGUGGGCUGCGUCCUCAUCCGCGAGAAGCGCGUAGUAUCGACGGGUUACAACGGCACACCGAGGGGCCUUCUGAACUGCGGCGAGGGCGGGUGCGGGCGUUGCAAUGAGGGGUUGAGUUCGGGCGUGGGACUCGCUACGUGCUUGUGUCUGCACGCGGAGGAGAAUGCGCUCCUCGAGGCCGGAAGGGAUCGGAUCAGAGAUGGCAGCAUCCUGUACUGCGAUACAUGUCCGUGUCUGACCUGCAGCAUCAAGAUCGCCCAGGUGGGCAUCAGUGAAGUUGUUUACAGCCAAGGGUAUAGCAUGGAUACCGACACGGCUGCAGUGUUGCGUGAGGCUGGGGUGAAGCUGAGGCAGUUUGUUCCUCCACCAAACGGCUUGAUACAUCUAGAGAAGUCUGAGUUUUACUGA